Molecule: messenger RNA, 879 nt
Organism: Haemonchus placei
Lineage: Eukaryota; Metazoa; Nematoda; Chromadorea; Rhabditida; Trichostrongylidae
Source: the annotation of a GenBank genome assembly
GGACAAAAGGUAGGAGAAUGGACGAUCAUAAAGAAACUUGGUGAAGGAGGAUUCGGAGCAGUAUAUCUCUGUGAAAAUAAGGAACACGAGCAAAAUGCGUUAAAGGUCGAAGCAGAGAAUGACCCACUAGGUUUGCUCAAAAUGGAAGUGUAUGUCUUGAUGGAGUUGAAGAAAACGAAGUUUCAAGCUCGUCACUUUCUCGGUUUGAAAGACCGUGGACAUGUACCUGGAAAGUUUAACUAUGUGGUCAUGACGUUGGUUGGGAAAAGCUUACAGGAUCUUCGCCAUGAUGCCCCGAUGAAAAAAUUCUCAAUGGGUACGGCGAUCUCUGUAGGGAAGCAGUGUCUGGAAGCACUCGAAGAUCUGCAUAAUGUCGGGAUCCUGCACCGAGACAUCAAACCAGGCAAUUACACCGUUGGUCGUAAGGAACUCAACGAGCUUAGGAAGAUCUACAUGCUCGAUUUUGGAAUGGCUCGAAAAUUCAUCAAAGAAGAUGGCACCCUGCGAAAUCCGAGAGCCCGCGCUGGAUUCCGUGGAACUGUGAAGUAUGCACCGCUUGCUUGCCAUGUACAUCGAGAGCAGUGCAGAAAAGAUGAUAUUGAAAGCUGGCUGUACAUGCUUGUUGAGAUAACCUGCGGUCGACUGCCUUGGCGGAAUUUGACGGAAUCAAAUGACGUCGGCCUAUUCAAGAAGGAUUGUAAAGGUGAAAAAUACCGAUGCUUGUUCGGAGGAUGUCCUCGUGAAUACUUAGAAAUAUUUCCAAUUCUGGAUAAGGGCAAGUUCUUCGAUGCACCAGACUAUCCUGCUAUCUAUAAGCUGCUCGAAUCGUCUCUUAGAAGUACUCGUGCUCAAGAGUUCCCCUAUGAUUGGGAGAUGUAA